Planococcus citri (citrus mealybug) is the source of this 1616-nucleotide messenger RNA. RefSeq lists its product as uncharacterized. The record is from RefSeq and is a predicted model, not a curated record. The transcript has 3 exons. NCBI's taxonomy places the organism in Eukaryota, Metazoa, Arthropoda, Insecta, Hemiptera, Pseudococcidae. Bases 439 to 1341 code for a protein of 300 amino acids.
GUGAUACGCACAUAAAGACCAGAAAAUAAUUCCGCAUCAGGCUGCCCCCAUUCGCGUUGAUACGGCGUGGUUUGUGCUAUACAAGUAGUACUUUCAGUACCUUAGUACUUACCUAUACCUUUGUUUCAGUGCAAGUGGAUAAUUGUUUCAGUCAGAUUUUGUAUUAUUAUUGUAUUGUAUCUACCUAAACAGUGGUUCGUGGCAAUUAAUGUGUAAUUACGGUUCACGACUGUUUAUCGAUGCAGAAACAAGAUGCCAUUGCUGUCAGUAUGUGACGGUCAAUAUGAACGGUCAUAAGCCCGAUACAUGAUAUUCGUUUUCGUCUUGUGCGAGAUACACUUAUGAUAUCAGUACCGUAGUUAUUCAGUUUUACGUAGGUGUAGAUUCAUUAGCCGAAUUUACGCGAUUAAAUUCCAAGUUUAAUGAACUUUAAUCACAAUGCAGUUAACAACUACGCAACAUGAGACCGUCGAUGAUGAUGAAACACAUCAGUAUUCGCUACAACCGAUAAAAAUCAAAUACGGCCAUCGGUACAGAAAGAAAAAAAUAAUUCACGCUAAUAGCGAAGAAACAGUAUUGGAAUUCGAUGAAAAUGAAGAUACGAAAACCGAAUUACCCGAUCUAGUUCAAGACACCGAUUCGAAAAAUGAAUCCAAUUCGCUCAAUUCAGAAUCUACACCCGAUGAAUGCAAUCCAACUUCCACCAACUGUUCUCCAGAUGUACGAGUAAAAGUUGAGCAUAAAAAACUCAGCUUACCCAAUAAUACAGUUAUUACUACCUCGAAACAAUCACUCAGCGCAAAUAAUUCACCAGAUAUGAAGGCUACGACGAAAAAAUUCAGUUUACCUUGCGACAUUUCGAAAGAUCACCUCAUCAUUAACGACAGUAUUAUUUUAGACGUGGAUAAUUUAAGGAAAAAGUACAAUUCGUCUACCAGUUUACCAACUGAUACUUCAAAAUUAGAUAGUUUGAGCGUCGAUAGUUUAAGAAGAAAACAUGGUUCGAUCGAUGGCUUCGAAGCUAGACGUAGAUUAGAUAGUAAAGUAGAAGAAUUCGUACAAGAGGUAAUGAUCAGUAUAUCAGAAAUUGGUCACGGUAAUCGGGGCGAUGGGGUGAGAAAAUUGAGGGGCAUUAUCAAGAAAACUUUAAGUUACGAAAAAGACGAACCCGGUGUAAAUGCGAUUCGUAUAAGAAAACGUGAAAGAUGUAAAAAUACCGUACAUUUUUCCGAAGAAAAUAUUACUAUCGAAAUCCCCAGGCCUUCGAAACCGUAUAUUAGAAAAGUUAAGGAUAAGAUGAGUUAUUAUUGUUGCUUCGGUUUUCUGUUUCCGAAUACUUGAGUUGUAAUUUUUAAUUUUUUUAAUCAAUUUUAUUCCAUAUUUUUGUAAUUACUCGAGUUUCCAAUAUUUUUACGAACUGAAAUGAUAAUAAUUUAACCAACGUAAAGUUUUUCUAACGCCAUCGCCAAAAAUAUGAUCCGAGGAAUGGAAUUUAAAUCGCGAAAUUGCCUAUUUCUUACGAGUAAGGUAUUUAUAAAUUGAAUAAGUAGAUCGUCAUUGUAAAAUAAACCUGUAAGAAUAACGUUAUUGAUUAAAAUGGUUAUUUAAAAAUGGAA